AUGGGGUUGGUGGCUUCAGUGACUAGGCUUUUCCAGGAGCACCCGGACAUUGCCAAGAACGUGAGAGAAAAGGACCAAUUGGUGAAGGCAGCAUACAUGAACGACCUCCUCAGUCUCAUUGAGACACUGAACAAGCCUCCAUGUACCUUAUCCGUGACUGAGCUAAGCAAAGAUCUCAGGGAGUUGAUGGAGCUAAAAGAAGCGGGCUUCAAGCUAAACUGGUUAAAGAAAAAGCAUGAUGAGGUUUCCUUGGAGUGGAAGAAAGCAAAGUUUGAUGGUACUCGAGACCAAGAAUUUGAGAAACACGCCAAGAAUCUCAAAGCUGAAGAACAUAAGGAGAAGGUCAAGGCUGCUACUUGUGCUGCUAAAGAAGACUGGCUCAAGGGUGUUGUUCGCUCUUGGAAUGAGUGGAGAGUAAGAAUGGGUUUUGUUGGUAAGGCAAAAAUAAACUAA
Messenger RNA from Thlaspi arvense, 453 nucleotides. Lineage: Eukaryota; Viridiplantae; Streptophyta; Magnoliopsida; Brassicales; Brassicaceae. The record is from the annotation of a GenBank genome assembly.